This is a messenger RNA of Megalobrama amblycephala (Wuchang bream), 1665 nucleotides long. RefSeq lists its product as uncharacterized. NCBI's taxonomy places the organism in Eukaryota, Metazoa, Chordata, Actinopteri, Cypriniformes, Xenocyprididae. Bases 106 to 897 code for a protein of 263 amino acids. The transcript is spliced from 7 exons. The record is from RefSeq and is a predicted model, not a curated record. Gene Ontology annotation, biological process: response to bacterium.
UAUAAAUGCCUGCAUUGAUGCACAAUAGACUGGAUGACUUUGGAGCUGUCUGAUGCUUGUAAUGUGUGUGUUCAUGAGAAAUCUCUGGUUUGACUCAGUGCAGAAAUGUUACAUAUUUCAACUGCAGCAUUAUUGCUCUUUGGGACAGGGUUUCUCCAAGUAACGUUUUCUACAGCAAGCACACAGGCUCAUCCAGGACAAAGUGUCACUAUGUGGUGUGCACAUGAUAUCCAUGUUUCUGGAGACCUGUCCUGGUUCAAACAAACUGACGGUGAUGUACCAAUUACUAUUGUGCGCAUGUUAUACACUGAAAGCCUUCAGAAGGUAGAGCCAAAUUAUUUCAAUGGUUUUACAAAACAGCACCUGGUCAUGAAUUUGUUCAGCAAAAGCACGACCCUAACAAUUAAGUAUGCAAGUAUUUCUGAUUCUGGCUUCUAUUUUUGUGGAGCUACGGGAUAUCGCAUGAAAUUUGGCAAUGGAACUAGGCUUGAAGUAAAAGACAGUAAAUGCCACAGUGACUCUUCAACUAUUUUUAACCAUUCAGAAAAGAAUGUCAUAUCAGAGAAAAAUGACACAAGAACCUCAAAAAAGGAUAAUGAGAAAUCGCCCGUGUCUAGUACUAAGGAGUGUUCUAGAGACAUCUUUUUCACACUGACGCUCCUAUUUGGUUGCAUCAUUGUUUUUGCAUGUAUUAUUCCUCUAAUUAUGGCUAUUAUCAAGGAACACAAAAGGCAGAAGAUUAAAAAAGUGGUAGUCGCUGAAUGUCAAACACAACAGCACGAUGACAAGGAAAAUGAUUCCGUAGAAUAUGCUGCGGUGCAUUUCAAAAACAAGAGACCCAAAACAGCAGGAAGACAAGCCGAGUACUCAACUGCUCUGUACACGGACACUACUUGAAACAUAAAACAACCUCAAACACCUAUUAACACCUGAAUAAUAUCACAGUUUAUUUUUUAGAUAUUGGAGGUCAAGUGGUUAGGCAGAAAGCUGGGGAUCCUUCUGAGUAUCACAUGUCUCAUGCCUGGGCCUUCAGAGAAUUAAAAUCAGGAUAAAAUCAAGUUUAGCAAUUUGUGAGCCAGGUAAAAUGUAUCAUGUCUCUAAUAUAAUUUAGAAAUGAUCAAUUAAAGACAUAUAAGUGUCAAAGAUGCUUUUUAGUUAUUUGUAAAGUUGCUUUGGAAAAAUGUAUUCUCAAAAGUGCUAUGGGGAAACUACAUGGGCAGCUAAAGCAGGAAACAAAACAUCAAAUUCAUCUAAAUACAUCUGAUCAAUAAUGAUACUUCUUGUUUUGAACUGGCAAUAUAUGAGCUGUGGAGUUGCUUUUUGAUUGACAGGUUUGUCAUAGUUUGAAUAUUUGCAUAAGCCACACCCCCUCAUAUAAAUAAAGCACAUCGAUUUCCUCAUCUUAAUUUCCUCAUCGGUUCUAGUCUAAUUCAGUACAGUGAUGGUUCAUUUAAUAAUUUCAGCGCUGUUGAUCUGUGGCAUGGGUAAGCAUUACUGCACUAUAAUUGUUUUAAUCAUGCAAGAUAGGAAUUAUUAAUUCAAUAUUAUUUAGCAAACAUUAGGUGUGAACUUUAAAAGGAGUGUUUUUGGGACAGUAUUUUCUUGUAUGUAAUAUGCAUUUCUUAUAUGUUAAAUUAAAUAAAAUAAAAAUAUUUGUUAUUCCUC